GUGUAUGUUGCUCCAAAGGGGGUAUUCUUUCUGUCCUCAUUAACAAAGGUGGAAUCGUCCCAAAAGGUAUUUUUUUUUUCAGCCAUUGAGGGAAUAAGUGGCCAGGGAAAGACGUAAAUUUCGAGUCUUGGUUUCCCACAAAAUUUUUCUAGUGAGUUAUCCUAUUUAGAAAAAGAAAAGGGGGUUAUACCAUAUUUGGCUUCAUUGAACAGACAUCAUAACACAAUGAUCAAAGCAGUUAUUAUCAUUAAUAGUAUGGGCAAAAUUAGGCUGAUCAACUUCUACGAGAAGCAGAUUGGGUUUGUGCAGCAGCAGGCACUUGUGCGAAGCAUUUACCGUAUAGUUGCGAAUCGCAGUGAUGAGUUGUGCAGUUUCAUAGAUUCGUUCACCGAGUGGCCAACUCCAGACACACAAAUUAUUUACCGUCGCUAUGCGACGCUUGUAUUCGUCUUCGUGUCAGACUCGUCGGAGUCACAGUUGGCGAUCCUGGAUCUCAUCCAGGUCUUCGUUGAGGUCCUAGACCGCACUUUCGAGAAUGUUUGUGAACUGGACUUCAUUUUCCACUCUGAGAAAGUUCAGCACGCACUGAUGGAGAUCAUCAUGGGGGGUAUGGUACUGGAGACAUACCGUGAAGAAAUCAUUCGGGGGUUGUCCGAUAUGGCUAACCUCUCCGCAGCCAACGCUGCUACUCUCGGAAAGGUGAGCAGGAGGUUAAUCUCAGGGUACAAGUAA
Molecule: messenger RNA, 732 nt
Organism: Phytomonas sp. EM1
Lineage: Eukaryota; Euglenozoa; Kinetoplastea; Trypanosomatida; Trypanosomatidae
Source: the annotation of a GenBank genome assembly